CACAUGUUUUUUCAACCUAACCGCGACCAGCGCGACGCAGAAUUUGACUUCUCCUGGUUGGCCGUCCAACUACCCACACAAUGCGUUUUGUAUGUGGAGAAUAACCGCGCCCAACGGAAGCCAAAUUUUGAUCACAAUUGAAGAAAUACGGAUUCAACCAAUCCUUGAUUACAUUACGAUUGUUAGUGGUGGUGUCAUUUUGGCACCAAUUCUCGGCCACAUUGAAGAUGGACAGGAAGUGGUGUCUAUAGACAACCAAGUUAUGAUCGCGUUUACAACUGACGGUACUGUUAAUGCUAAAGGAUUUCGAAUUUCUUACUCACUGGCAGGGGCAGUGACAACUCCAACAACAACAACAACAACAACAACAACAAAUAAUUUGGCUUCAUGUGGAUUCAAUGCUGUGGCCACUUCAACAAGUCAGCCAAUCACAUCACCUAAUUAUCCAAACGAUUAUCCAAACAAUGUCGAUUGUACUUGGACGAUAACUGCCUCUGAUGGAAUGAGGGUUCAACUCAAUUUGAUAAUACUUGUAACAGAAAGAAACUAUGAUUAUUUAACUAUUUCAAGUGAUGGAUCACAGUUGGUAAGACUAAGUGGAUCUCAUUCAAAUAAAAUAUACAGAUCAACUGGUAGUACUCUAACUCUGGCAUUCACUUCAGAUGGGUCAGUUUCCAGGUCUGGGUUUAAUGCAACAUUUGUUGAAUACCAGCAUGUUGCAACGACUACAACAGCAGCUUUAACAUGUGGAUUCAAUGCUGUUGCCACUUCAACCAGUCAGCUGAUCACAUCACCUAAUUAUCCCAACAAUUAUCCAAACAAUGCCAAUUGUACUUGGACGAUAACUGCCUCUGAUGGAAUGAGAAUUCAGUUGAAUUUGCACAGAUUUAAAACAGAAAGAAAUUAUGAUUAUUUAACUAUUUUCAGCAAUGGUAGGCAGUUGACAAGAAUAAGUGGAUCUUACUCAAAUAAAACAUAUAUUGCAAGCGAAAAUUCUGUUAUUAUACGAUUCACUUCAGAUAGGUCUGUCACCAGGUCUGGAUUUAAUUUAACAUUUGUUGAGUAUAUGCCAGUUGUAACAACAGAAUCAACAACACGAGCAUUUUCAUGUGGAUUUAAUGCUGUUGCCACUUCAACCAGUCAGCCAAUCACAUCACCUAAUUUUCCCAACAAUUAUCUAAACAAUGUCGAUUGUACUUGGACGAUAACUGCCUCUGAUGGAAUGAGGGUUCAACUCAAUUUGAUAAGAUUUUCAACAGAAACAAGUUAUGAUUAUUUAACUAUUUCAAGUGAUGGUACACAGUUGGCAAGAAUUAGCGGAAUUUAUUCAAACAGAAUAUAUACAUCCGUUGACAAUACACUCACUUUAAGAUUCACUUCAGAUAGGUCUGUCACCAGGUCUGGGUUUAACGCAACAUUUGUGGAAUAUAUGCCAGUUGUAACAACAGCAUCAUCUUGUGGUUUCAAUGCUGUUGCCACUUCAACCAGUCAGCCAAUCACAUCACCUAAUUAUCCCAACAAUUAUCCAAACAAUGUCGAUUGUACUUGGACGAUAACUGCCUCUGAUGGAAUGAGGGUUCAACUCAAUUUGAUAAGAUUUUCAACCGAAAGAAGUUAUGAUUAUUUAACUAUUUCAAGUGAUGGUACACAGUUGGCAAGAAACAGCGGGAUUUAUUCAAACAGAAUAUAUACAUCAAUUGGCAAUACUCUCACUUUAAGAUUCACUUCAGAUAGGUCUGUCACCAGGACUGGAUUUAAUGCAACUUUUGUUGAAGUCAAUUCUACAACAACACCAGAAACAACAACGCCAGAAUCAACAACACAAGCAUCUUCAUGUGGUUUCAAUGCUGUUGCCACUUCAACCAGUCAGCCAAUCACAUCACCUAAUUUUCCCAACAAUUAUCUAAACAAUGUCGAUUGUACUUGGACGAUAACUGCCUCUGAUGGAAUGAGGGUUCAACUCAAUUUGAUAAGAUUUUCAACCGAAAGAAGUUAUGAUUAUUUAACUAUUUCAAGUGAUGGUACACAGUUGGCAAGAAUUAGCGGAAUUUAUUCAAACCGAAUAUAUACAUCCAUUGGCAAUACUCUCACUUUAAGAUUCACUUCAGAUAGGUCUGUCACCAGGUCUGGAUUUAAUGCAACUUUUGUGGAAUAUAUGCCAGUUGUAACAACAGCAUCAUCUUGUGGUUUCAAUGCUGUUGCCACUUCAACCAGUCAGCCAAUCACAUCACCUAAUUAUCCCAACAAUUAUCCCAACAAUGCCGAUUGUACUUGGACGAUAACUGCCUCUGAUGGAAUGAGAAUUCAACUCAAUUUGAUAAGUUUUUCAACCGAAAGAGGUUAUGAUUAUUUAACUAUUUCAAGUGAUGGUACACAGUUGGCAAGAAUCAGCUGGAUUUAUUCAAACCGAAUAUACACAUCCGUUGGCAAUACUCUCACUUUAAGAUUCACUUCAGAUAGGUCUGUCACCAGGACUGGAUUUAAUGCAACUUUUGUUGAAGUCAAUUCUACAACAACACCAGAAGCAACAACGCCAAAAUCAACAACACAAGCAUCUCCAUGUGGUUUCAAUGCUGUUGCCACUUCAACCAGUCAGCCAAUCACAUCACCUAAUUAUCCCAACAAUUAUCCAAACAAUGUCGAUUGUACUUGGACGAUAACUGCCUCUGAUGGAAUGAGGGUUCAACUCAAUUUGAUAAGAUUUUCAACCGAAAGAGGUUAUGAUUAUUUAACUAUUUCAAGUGAUGGUACACAGUUGGCAAGAAACAGCGGAAUUUAUUCAAACAGAAUAUACACAUCAAUUGGCAAUACUCUCACUUUAAGAUUCACUUCAGAUAGGUCUGUCACCAGGACUGGAUUUAAUGCAACUUUUGUUGAAGUCAAUUCUACAACAACACCAGAAACAACAAUGCCAGAAUCAACAACACAGCAUCAUCCAUGUGGUUUCAAUGCUGUUGCCACUUCAACCAGUCAGCCAAUCACAUCACCUAAUUAUCCAGGAAAUUAUCCAAACAAUGUCGAUUGUACUUGGACGAUAACUGCCUCUGAUGGAAUGAGGGUUCAACUCAAUUUGAUAAGAUUUUCAACCGAAAGAAGUUAUGAUUAUUUAACUAUUUCAAGUGAUGGUAGACAGUUGGCAAGAAUUAGCGGAAUUUAUUCAAACCGAAUAUAUACAUCCGUUGGCAAAACUCUCACUUUAAGAUUUACUUCAGAUGGGUCUGUCACCAGGUCUGGAUUUAACGCAACAUUUGUGGAAUAUAUGCCAGUUGUAACAACAGCAUCAUCUUGUGGUUUCAAUGCUGUUGCCACUUCAACCAAUCAGCCGAUCAUUUCACCUAAUUAUCCCAACAAUUAUCCCAACAAUGCCGAUUGUACUUGGACGAUAACUGCCUCUGAUGGAAUGAGGGUUCAACUCAAUUUGAUAAGAUUUUCAACCGAAAGAAGUUAUGAUUAUUUAACUAUUUCAAGUGAUGGUAGACAGUUGGCAAGAAUUAGCGGAAUUUAUUCAAACCGAAUAUAUACAUCCGUUGGCAAAACUCUCACUUUAAGAUUUACUUCAGAUGGGUCUGUCACCAGGUCUGGAUUUAACGCAACAUUUGUGGAAUAUAUGCCAGUUGUAACAACAGCAUCAUCUUGUGGUUUCAAUGCUGUUGCCACUUCAACCAGUCAGCCAAUCACAUCACCUAAUUAUCCCAACAAUUAUCCCAACAAUGUCGAUUGUACUUGGAUGAUAACUGCCUCUGAUGGAAUGAGGGUUCAACUCAAUUUGAUAAGAUUUUCAACUGAAAGAAGUUAUGAUUAUUUAACUAUUUCAAGUGAUGGUACACAGUUGGCAAGAAUUAGCGGGAUUUAUUCAAACCGAAUAUACACAUCCGUUGGCAAUACUCUCACUUUAAGAUUUACUUCAGAUAGGUCUGUCACCAGGUCUGGAUUUAACGCAACUUUUGUGGAAGUCCAUUCUACAACAACACCAGAAACAACAAUGCCAGAAUCAACAACACAAGCAUCUCCAUGUGGUUUCAAUGCUGUUGCCACUUCAACCAGUCAGCUGAUCACAUCACCUAAUUAUCCCAACAAUUAUCCAAACAAUGUCGAUUGUACUUGGACGAUAACUGCCUCUGAUGGAAUGAGGGUUCAACUCAAUUUGAUAAGAUUUUCAACCGAAAGAAGUUAUGAUUAUUUAACUAUUUCAAGUGAUGGUACACAGUUGGCAAGAAACAGCGGAACUUAUUCAAACAUAACAUAUACAUCCAUUGGCAAUACUCUCACUUUAAGAUUCACUUCAGACAGAUCUGUCACCAGGUCUGGAUUUAAGGCAACUUUUGUUGAAGUCUAUCCUACAACAACAACAACAGAAACAACAAUGCCAGAAUCAACAACACGAGCAUCUUCAUGUGGAUUUAAUGCUGUUGCCACUUCAACCAGUCAGCUAAUCACAUCACCUAAUUAUCCAAGAAUUUAUCCAAACAAUGCCGAUUGUACUUGGACGAUAACUGCCUCUGAUGGAAUGAGGGUUCAACUUAAUUUGAUAAGUUUUUUAACCGAAAGAAAUUGGGAUUAUUUAACUAUUUCAAGUGAUGGUACACAGUUGGCAAGAAUGAGCGGAACUUAUUCAAACAGAACAUAUACAUCAAUUGGCAAUACUCUCACUUUAAGAUUCACUUCAGAUAGCUCUCUCACCAGGACUGGAUUUAACGCAACUUUUGUUGAAGUCUAUCCUACAACAACAACAACAGAAACAACAAUGCCAGAAUCAACAACACAAGCAUUUUCAUGUGGAUUUAAUGCUGUUGCCACUUCAACCAGUCAGCUGAUCACAUCACCUAAUUAUCCCAACAAUUAUCCAAACAAUGUCGAUUGUACUUGGACGAUAACUGCCUCUGAUGGAAUGAGGGUUCAACUAAAUUUGAUAAGAUUUUUAACAGAAAGUAGAUAUGAUUAUUUAACUAUUUCAAGUGAUGGUACACAGUUGGCAAGUAUCGCCGGAACUUAUUCAAACAGAAUAUAUACAUCCAUUGGCAAUACUCUCACUUUAAGAUUCACUUCAGAUAGGUCUGUCACCAGGACUGGAUUUAACGCAACUUUUGUUGAAGUCUAUCCUACAACAACAACAACAGAAACAACAAUGCCAAAAUCAACAACACAAGCAUUUUCAUGUGGAUUUAAUGCUGUUGCCACUUCAACCAGUCAGCUAAUCACAUCACCUAAUUAUCCCAACAAUUAUCCAAACAAUGUCGAUUGUACUUGGACGAUAACUGCCUCUGAUGGAAUGAGGGUUCAACUCAAUUUGAUAAGAUUUUCAACCGAAAGAAGUUAUGAUUAUUUAACUAUUUCAAGUGAUGGUACACAGUUGGCAAGAAACAGCGGAAAUUAUUCAAACAGAAUAUAUACAUCUAUUGGCAAUACUCUCACUUUAAGAUUCACUUCAGAUAGGUCUGUUACCAGGCCUGGAUUUAAUGCAACUUUUGUUGCUGUACCAGGUGUUGAAGUGACAACAGAACCAACACCAGUUGAAAUUACACAGGCAAUAUUUCAAGACCAAACAACAGCCAAAGUUUGUCAGAACAGCCACACAGAUUUGAUGUUUUUGCUGGAUAGUUCUGGAUCUGUAACUUCAAGUGAUUUUCAAUUAGCCGCAAAUUUUGUCAAGGAUUUUAUUACUGGUAUAGAUCUUACUUCUUUCCAAGUCGGUGUAAUGCAGUACUCUCACUAUCUAUUGAACAGAGAACUUGAUGACCAACCAUACAUAACAACUGAAAUAAACAUUGGAGAAUACACCGAAGCAGACCCAUUCAAGACGGCAAUGGACACCAUACAACCCCACGGGUACACCACUUACACUGCUCAUGCUGUUCUUAAAGCAAUCAGAGUUGAUUUUCCAAGAUCCACCCGUUUCAAUAACUCAUGCACUUCUAAAAUAAUCGUCCUUAUUACUGAUGGAAGCUCUUCAGAUUCUAGUAUGCUUCGGGAUGCUGCAUUAGAAGCCAAGAACCUUGGAGUAGAUAUAUAUGCCAUUGGGGUUGGAGAUGCUAAUACACAAGAGCUAGUGGUACUCACAAGACCAGAAAGUGGCACCAAAGACAAAAUAUUUCAAAUUGACCAAUACUCUUCUCUUCCUUCCAUUCUUCAGGGGCUUCGAACCAAAAUUCUCUCAUAAUUUUGCCUUCCUCAGAUUGUUCUAAAAUUCUCUCAUAAUUUUGCCUUCUUCAGAUUGUACCAAAAUUGUCUUAUAAUUUUGCCUUCUUCAGGCUACACCAAAAUUCUCUCAUAAUAUGCUUUCUUCAGAUUGUACCAAAAUUCUCUCAUUAUUUUGCCUUCUUUAGGUUACACCAAAAUUCUCUCAUAAUUUGCUUUCUUCACACUGCUGUACCAAGAUUCUCUCUUAUUUUGCCUUCUGUUUUUAAUCACUCUCUCUCGUGCAAUGUAUUUUGCCUUCUAGAUCUAAGAUUGUGCAAUAACUUUAUUUCUUUAAACUAUAUUUCAGCAGAUUAUUUAAAAACCAAAACAAAAUUAUAAAAAAUCAUUCAAACUUUCAUCUCGAUAAUAUCAAUAAAAUUAAAUAACAAGUAGCAUGGGCCUGUAUUUUUUUAAUUUGCAUUUAUUUUUAAAGUUGGUCAGUUCGUUUUUGUUGUUUAUAUUAUAUAAUAAACCAUUUCAUUGUCAUUACAGCGUAGUAUUAAUUACUCUAAAGUUACAUGACAAUUCUUUAAAUGAAUGGAACUUUUUCGUCUGUUCGGUCCCGAUAACGAAGAACGUCACGUCAGGAAAAGGCGCUUGCGUGUCUGCUAUUACGGAGCCCACAUAUAGACCGACGGCGUUACAUAUUGUACGACGCCGUGGCAUAGUGAUUAGCGCGCCUGCCUGUGACACAGAGGUAUUGGGAUCAAGGCUCGUCGCUGCUAGCGGGCGUAUGUGGCCUUGGGCAGACAUUUAUAAAA
This is a messenger RNA of Ciona intestinalis (vase tunicate), 6938 nucleotides long. NCBI's taxonomy places the organism in Eukaryota, Metazoa, Chordata, Ascidiacea, Phlebobranchia, Cionidae. The record is from RefSeq and is a predicted model, not a curated record.